Melanaphis sacchari is the source of this 1283-nucleotide messenger RNA. RefSeq names its product protein SEC13 homolog. Gene Ontology annotation, biological process: COPII-coated vesicle budding; protein import into nucleus. The transcript has a single exon. The coding region runs from base 276 to 1205 and encodes 309 amino acids. Gene Ontology annotation, cellular component: COPII vesicle coat; nuclear pore outer ring. Gene Ontology annotation, molecular function: protein binding; structural molecule activity. Lineage: Eukaryota; Metazoa; Arthropoda; Insecta; Hemiptera; Aphididae. The record is from RefSeq and is a predicted model, not a curated record.
CCGAUUUUGAUAACAACCGAUAACAAUCCUCAGACUUCGAAGUUCGAGUAACCGUUGGAACUCUGUACAUCGCAUUGUUUUACACUUUUACCUUUAUUCCUGUGAAUUGUGAUACUAUCUUACUGUCUUAGUCUAGCUUUAGUUUUACUCUUUUAUUGUCUUGUGUUAUUUAGUGAUUACUCAUUACUAUCUGCUCUCUUGUACUUAGUAAUUACUGACUUGUAUGUAGUUCAUGAAUUGAUAUUGGUCGUGUUAAUUGCCACUUCACCAGAAACAUGCUGUCAGUAGUUAGUUCAUUUGAAACCCAUAACAAGAGGCAAAUUAUUUCAUCAGACAUUGAUUAUUAUAAUAAAUAUGUGUGUACUAGUUCUGCUGAUGGUGUUAUUCAAAUUUAUGAGAGUGACAAACCAGACAUGUAUUCAACAAUACAAUUACAAGAACAUGUUGGUCCUGUAUGGCAAGUUAUGUUUUCACAUCCAAAAUUUGGUUUUUUAGCUUCAUGUGGAUCAGAUUGUAAAUUAAUUGUACGUAAAACUAAUGAUAAUGGCGAGUGGAAAAUUGUUUAUCAAUAUGAAGGACAUAAAUCAUCAACAACUUCUAUAGAUUGGGCGCCGUAUAAAUCUGGAGCAAUCAUAGCUUGUUCAAGUGCGGAUGGUACUAUUUCAAUACAUACUCUAAAUAUUAAUGAAUGGUCAGUAUCAAAGAUCCCUAAUGCUCAUUUAAAUGGUGUUAAUUGUAUCAGUUGGUCAAAUCAAUUGUUAAAUAAUCAUUUGCUAUUAGUUAGUGGAGGAAAUGAUAAUAAGAUCAAAAUAUGGAAAGGUCAAUUAGGUAUGUGGAACAUUAUGUAUGAAUCAGACAAUCAAUUAAAUACUAUCAAAGACAUAAGUUGGAAUCCAACUUCUGGUCUGUACAAAUAUACAUUUGCUAGCUGUGCGUCAAAUGGUCGAGUGUUUAUAUGGGGAAGUGAUGAUUGUUGUGAUUGGGUACAAACAGAGAUUGACUCUGAAAACAAACAAAAACAAAAAGUUAGUUUUUCUCGUUUUGGAACUGUGUUGUCUGUUACAAUGAACAAUUAUGCUGUAAAAUUUUGGAAACAGAUUGAUAAACAAACUUGGAUGUGUAUGGAGAGGAACAUUACAAACAAAAAAAUUUUUGAUUGUCAAGACAAAAAUUUUAAUCAAGAUAUAUUUGCUGCUAUUGCUUAAUGGAUGUUAUUUUGAAUAAAUUAAUUUUUGUUUGAAAAUCAGUUCAAUUUCAAUAUAAUUUUGAACCAUUUGACUGAC